CUUGCAAGCAACCUGUCGGCCACAUGAGCACUGCUGCAACAAAAUCUCGGACGGCUCCGUCCUCGAAUUGGAAGAAGUUAGCUACAACAUUGCAAAAGUCAGAUCAAGUCACAGGCAAGAAGCGAAAACCUUCCACACAAACUUCAACUGCUAACAAGAAGGCAAAAACAAGUCCGGCAUCAGCUGCAACAACAGACAAAAAACCGCCAGCAAAGGACAGUCUCUGGUUUGCCGAUGACAUUGAUGAAGAUGAUUUAAAACGUGCGUAUGGAGGUGGAGAAAAAAUCGUGAAAGAGGACAUUGUGAAGACUAUGGAUGCCACGACGGGUAAAGACGCAAAGCUUGGGAAAUACGUUGCUAUCGAUUGUGAAAUGGUUGGUGUCGGACCAGAUGGCGAAGAGUCUGCACUUGCUAGAGUCAGUUUAGUGAACUAUAACGGAGCGGUUCUUAUGGACGAUUUCGUGAAGCCCCAGGAACGAGUGACCGAUUUCCGUACGGCUGUUAGUGGUAUCACUCCAAAGCAUCUUGUGAAUGCCAUCUCGUUCAAGGAAGCACAGAAAAAGGUGGCGGAAAUCAUCAAGGAUCGUAUCUUAGUUGGGCAUGCUGUUUACAACGAUUUGAAGGCGCUCAUGCUGGAUCAUCCCAGAAUUCUCAUCCGCGACACCAGCCGAUAUAAACCAUUCCGAAAACACUCCAAAGGUCGAACUCCAGGUUUGAAGUUAUUGGUCAAGGAAGUCUUGUCCAUCUCCAUUCAGUCCGGUAGUCACUCUUCUGUGGAAGAUGCUAGAUUCACCAUGUUGCUAUACAAGAAGGUCAAAAGUGACUGGGACCGAUCGCUUGGUAGUCAGAGAAUGAAGGAGAUGAAACUCACCAAAGGAAUCAAAACGAAACAAAACGGCAAGACGGUAACCACAACCAAAACCGUAAGCAUGGCGUCGGCUACAAAAUCGGCCAAUACAGCCGCUAGUGAUAAUGAAGAUGAUGACUAGUUAGUGGUCUGUCAUCUGGAUGUUUAAUGUAUAUCAACUGUAAUUCCCGCCCAGCGUCUUUCUUUCAAUUGUACAAAAACCAGCAUUCACAUAUCUGGACACAUUAGCAUGAAACAUGCUAAUAAUGA
Messenger RNA from Umbelopsis ramanniana AG, 1117 nucleotides. RefSeq lists its product as uncharacterized. The transcript has 6 exons. Lineage: Eukaryota; Fungi; Mucoromycota; Umbelopsidomycetes; Umbelopsidales; Umbelopsidaceae. The coding region runs from base 24 to 989 and encodes 321 amino acids. Gene Ontology annotation, biological process: ribosomal large subunit assembly; rRNA processing. Gene Ontology annotation, cellular component: nucleus. Gene Ontology annotation, molecular function: nucleic acid binding; 3'-5' exonuclease activity. The record is from RefSeq and is a predicted model, not a curated record.